GAGACGGACUGAGAGGAGAAGAGCUGGAGGCUCUCGAUGACCUAUUUCUCAGUUAGCUGUGUAGUAGCUGAUAUUGACUAUAACGCAGAUCCUGGUGAGAAGCAGUUGAGUGAGCGGGCGGAGGCAGGAGUCCCAAACAAACAGGUGGAUAUAUCAGAUUGUGUUUCUGAGCUCAAUUUUUCUACAGAGGAAUCAUGGCAGGUCAGAGAAGAGUUCAAUCUGUGAAGAAGUCUUCUGUUCCUGGGGUAACAAUCACACAGUUUGUGGAGGAUAUUCCUAAAGGGUGUAGCACUCCUGACUUUGAACGGAAGCCAAUUACCUUAACAUUACAGGAAGGUAAAAAUGCCAUUUUCCGAGCAGUGGUCAAGGGGGAACCAAAACCAGAGGUGGUGUGGAAGCGCAAUAAUACGAGCAUUGAUGAUCCUCAAAAAUACCAGAUAACAUUCAGUCCUGCAUCGAACGAGUUCAUCUUACAGAUAAACAAAAUCACUGCAGAUGAUGCUGAUUUAUACCGUUGCACUGCUGUGAAUGAGUAUGGGGAAGCCACGUGCACUGCCGGCCUCAAGAUUAUACAGGUUGGAUUUAAGAAGAAAACAAAGGAGGCAUCUUCUGCACGUCAGGGAGACCUGAAGAAAGAGAUUCAGGAUUUCAGAAAAACACUAAAGAAACGAGCACCUUCGGUUCUUCCAAAGAAGGAACUUGACUCGGAACAAGUCUGGCAAUUGUUGCUUCAUGCGGAUAAGAAAGAUUAUGAGAGAAUUUGCUUGAAAUAUGGCAUUGUUGAUUUCCGUGGGAUGCUGAGGAAGCUUCAGGAGAUGAAGAAGGAGAGAGAAGACAAACAAGCCCAGUAUAUCUCCAGUAUCACAAACCUGAAGCAUGUCAGAGUCAAUGAGGAAAAAGGAAAUGCUUCAUUUGAUCUAGAGAUGGAACUGAAAAAUCCAGAAAGCAGAAUUUACCUGUACAAGGAUGGCCAGAUGAUCCAUUUUGGAUUUGACAGUGACAAUGCGAAGCAUUGCCUCAGGAAGGUUGGCAGGAAGUACAAUUUCAUCAUCAACAAUGUGCAGCCAGAAGAUGCUGGCGUGUAUCAGAUCAAAGUGGAGGAUGUUGAUAUCUUCUCAACUGAGCUAGAAGAAGAAACCAUUCCAAUGAGUUUCCGCAAUCCUCUUGGUGACGUGAGAUGCCAUGAGCAAGGAAAUGCAGUCUUUCAAUGCACCCUCUAUGAUGCCUGCUUUGAUGCUGUGUGGUUACACAAAAAUUGCCGCCUGCAGCCAAGUGACAAAUAUGAUAUCUCUGUCUCAGAUGAUGGCCUGACUCACCGUCUGCUCAUCAAAAACACAGAGCUCUCUGACAAAGGGACUUACACUAUUGACGUAGGAAGCCGCUCUUCAAGUGCCUGGCUUGAGAUUGAAUCUGCCAAAGGAAAGAGAAAACAGGCUGAAAGUGACAGUGACAAAGCUGGAUGGAAGAACAAGCUGCUAGAAGAUGGUGCUAAAAAACUUCGUCAAGGAGAAGGACACGAAGACCAAGAUUCUCAUUCAGACUUCAGCAUGGGCAAAGAUGGCCAGUAUAGAGAUGGCCAAGAUGGCAGUGGAGAAUUUCAUGGUUUUUUGGGAAAAGAUGGAUCUCUGGAAAGAGAAGGGAAGAUGGGACAGUUUUCUGGAAUAAGAGGAAAUAUGGCAGAGGGGAAUCAGUUUUCUGGAUUUGCAGGGGACAGUAGUGGAGUCAUGGGAUUUGAUCAGAACUCUAUGUUACAUGGAAGUGGUGUUAGUGGCGGUCCUGGUGGUUUGGUUAGCAUGGGAGCAUUGACUGGUAAGGAUAAUAUGCUCGGUGGUAUACCUUCGGAUACUGUGUUUGGAACUGUAGGUGGACUGCAUGCUGUACAGGGACAAGGUUCCAUGCUGAAUGGAGCCAGUAUUGGUGGUUCGGCAGGUGGAACAGAUCUAGAAGGGUUUAAUUACAAUAAGGGAGUACUACAUGGGCCUGGUGUGAUGCUUGGUGAUGUUGGAGGUCUUCAUGAUAAGGAUGUUGCAGCUGGGCUGUAUGGCAAAGAUGGUGUGCUAAGUGGAGUAGGAGGUGGUGGAAUUGAAGGCAUAGCUGGGCUGCAUGGCCAAACUGGCUUGCUACAUGGAGCAGGUGCUGGUGGACCUGGUGGACCUGGAGGCAUAGCUGGGCUGUAUGGCAAAGAUGGUAUGCUAGGUGGAGCAGGUGCUGGUGGACCUGGAGGAGCAGGAUGUGCAGCUGGGCUAUAUGGCAAAGAUGGUAUGCUAGGUGGAGUAGGUGCUGGUGGAAUUGAAGGCAUAGCUGGGCUGUAUGGCCAAAAUGGCAUGCUAGGUGGAGCAAUGGCUGUUGGUCCUGGUGGAGCUGGAGGCAUAGCUGGGCUGUAUGGCAAAGAUGGUGUGCUAGGUGGACAAGGUGUUGGUGGACCUGGAGGUACUGGAGGGGUAGCUGGGCUGUAUGGCAAAGAUGGGAUGCUAAUUGGAGCAGGUGCUGGUGGACCUGGAGGUGUAGCUGGGCUGUAUGGCAAAGAUGGGGUGCUAGGUGGAGCAGGUGCUGGUGGACCUGGAGGAGCUGGAGGCAUAGCUGGGCUAUAUGGCAAAGAUGGUAUGCUAGGUGGAGCAGGUGCUGUUCGUCCUGGUGGAGCUGGAGGCGUAUCUGGGCUGUAUGGCAAAGAUGGCAUGCUAAUUGGAGCAGGUGCUGGUGAACCUGGAGGGGCUGGAGGAAUAGCUGGGCUGUAUGGCAUAGAUGGUAUACUAGGUGGAGCAGGUGCUGGUGGACCUGGAGGAGCUGGAGGCAUAUCUGGGCUGUAUGGCAAAGAUGGCACACUAAUUGGAGCAGGUGCUGGUGGACCUGGAGGUGCUAGAGGAGUAGCUGGGCUGUAUGACAAAGAUGGUGUGCUAAGUGGAGUAGGUACUGUUGGAGCUGGAGGCGUAUCUGGGCUGUAUGGCCAAAAUGGCAUGCUAGGUGGAGCCGGUGCUGUUGGUCCUGGUGGAGCUGGAGGUGUCUCUGGGCUGUAUGGCAAAGAUGGCACGCUAAUUGGAGCAGGUGCUGGUGGACCUGGAGGCGCUGUAGGAGUAGCUGGGCUGUAUGGCAUAGAUGGUAUGCUAAAUGGAGCAGGUGCUGGUGGAGCUGGAGGUGCAGGAGGAGUAGCUGGGCUGUAUGGCAAAGAUGGUAUGCUAGGUGGAGCAGGUGCUGGUGGAGCUGGAGGAGCUGGAGGUGUAGCUGGGCUGUAUGGCAAAGAUGGCAUGCUAAUUGGAGCAGGUGCUGGUGGACCUGGAGGUGCUGGAGGAGUAGCUGGACUGUAUGGCAAAGAUGGCAUGCUAAUUGGAGCAGGUGCUGGUGGACCUGGAGGUGCUGGAGGAGUAGCUGGGCUGUAUGGCAAAGAUGGUACGCUAAGUGGAGUAGGUGCUGGUGGACCUGGAGGAGCUGGGGGAGUAGCUGGGCUGUAUGGCAAAGAGGGUAUGCUAGGUGGAGCAGGUGCUGGUGGACCUGGAGGAGCUGGAGGCGUAGCUGGGCUGUAUGGCAAAGAUGGCAUGCUAAUUGGAGCAGGUGCUGGUGGACCUGGAGGAGCUGGAGGAAUAGCUGGGCUGUAUGGCAAAGAUGGCACACUAAAUGGAGCAGGUGCUGGUGGACCUGGAGGAGCUGGAGGAGAAGCUGGGCUGUAUGGUAAAGAUGGUAUGCUAGGUGGAGCAGGUGCUGGUGGACCUGGAGGAGCUGGAGGCAUAGCUGGGCUAUAUGGCAAAGAUGGUAUGCUAGGUGGAGCAGGUGCUGGAGGAGCUGGUGGCGGAGUUGGGCUGUAUGGCAAAGAUGGUACACUAGGUGGAGUAGGUGCUGGUGGACCUGGAGGAGCUGGAGGUAUAGCUGGGCUAUAUGGCAAAGAUGGUCUGCUAGGUGGAGCAGGUGCUGGUGGACCUGGAGGAGCUGGUGGUGGAGUUGGGCUGUAUGGCAAAGAUGGUACACUAGGUGGAGUAGGUGCUGGUGGACCUGGCGGAGCUGGAGGCAGAGCUGGGCUGUCUGGCAAAGAUGGUAUGCUAGAUGGAGAAGGUGCUGGUGGAACUGGAGGAGCUGGAGGUAUGGCUGGGCUAUAUGGCAAAGAUGGUAUGCUAGGUGGAGCAGGUGCUGGUGGACCUGGAGGAGCUGGAGGUGUAGCUGGGCUGUAUGGCAAAGAUGGCAUGCUAAUUGGAGCAGGUGCUGGUGGACCUGGAGGUGCUGGAGGAGUAGCUGGGCUGUAUGGCAAAGAUGGUACGCUAGGUGAAGUAGGUGCUGGUGGACCUGGCGGAGCUGGAGGCAGAGCUGGGUUGUAUGGCAAAGAUGGUAUGGUAGGUGGAGCAGGUGCUGGUGGACCUGGAGGAGCUGGAGGUGUAGCUGGGCUGUAUGGCAAAGAUGGUGCACUAGGUGGAGUAGGUUCUGGUGGAGCUGGAGGAGCUGGAGGCGUAGCUGGGCUGUAUGGCAAAGAUGGCACGCUAAUUGGACCAGGUGCUGGUGGACCUGGAAGAGCUGGAGGUGUAGCUGGGUUGUAUGGCAAAGAUGGUAUGCCAGGUGGAAUAGGUGUUGGUGGACCUGGAGAUGCUGGAAUUGCAGGUGGACUUCAUUGUAAAGAUGGUAUGUUACCUGGUACAGAUCAUUUUGGAGACAGUGGUGCUGGGGAUAUGCAAGGAUUAUAUACCAAGAAUGGUAUGCAAAGUUCAGCAGGCUUUGAUGGUGCUGGUAAUAUUAGUGGUCUUCAUGGCAAAGAUGGUAGGCCUGCUGGAGCUGGUAUUGUUGGAUUUGGUGAAGGAGUGAUAGGUGACCCCUAUGGUAUGGAGGGUAGACUAGGUGGUAUUGGUGCAGGAGUUAGCGGCAUUGACUGGUCACUCUCAGGUGUACCUGGUGAAGACUUCCAGAAUUACAAUCAGCUGUCUGGAGUCCAAGCUGGUGACAGAAGAAGACAGCUGUCUGACACUGAUGCCAGUGGACUUAUUUCUGCUGAUAUCUCAAGAACCAGAGACAGGAAAGGAAGAGGAGGAAGUCUACUUGAAGAGGAUAUGAGAGAACCACACUGCCGUUUCACAGAAGGUUUAUUUGAUAUCCAUGCUGAGAAAGGAAAAUCAGCUGUCUUAUCAUGCAGCCUCAACAAUGACCAGCUGGAGGGAACCUGGUUGAAAGAUGGCUUCGAGGUAACAGGACUAGAAGGCAUCUCUGUUGAAAAGAAUGGUGCAAUCCAUAAGCUGAUAAUAGAUGAAGUACAAGACAACCAUGCUGGAAAAUAUAAGUUUGAAACUGAAGGCAUCCACACAGAGGCAUCUCUUUUUGUUGAAGAACCCCCAAAUGUUGAUGCUUCUGUCCUGGAAAAACUGCAGAAGGAGCCUGUAGUGGUUAAAGCUGGAAAGAAUGCCAUGGUCAAGAUACCAUUUGAGGGCAAGAAGCCAAUCAGAGCUUCUUGGCUAAAAGAUGAUGGUGAACUUUUGGAUGAUGCCAGGAUCCACACUGACCAUUCAGAUAACUUCACCCGCCUUUCCAUAUCCAGCACCAAUCGUAAGGACUGUGGGGAUUACAAAGUGAAGCUAAAGAAUGACAGUGGAAGCCUGGAAGCUACUCUUAAGUUGGUAGUACUUGAUAAGCCACAACCACCUGUGGGUCCAAUAGAAGUUGUUGAUACAUCCACAAGUGGCAUCACUAUCCAGUGGAAGCCCCCAAAAGAUGAUGGGGGUAAGCCCGUGCAGAGGUAUAUUAUUGAGAGGCAGCAGGUUGGUAGAAAGACUUGGCUGACACUGGGCGAAACCAAUGGCAACAGCACUAUUUUCACCACCAGCAAAGUGGAGCAUGAUAAAAGCUACUACUUCAAAGUGAAAGCAGUGAAUGCUGAGGGAACCAGUGAGGCGCUGGAAUCAGAGGAAGUGAUGGCAGCUACCAAAGUUUUUCCAGGCCCUCCUGCUCCUCCCAAAAUUGUCAGUGCCAACAAGGAUGCCAUCACACUUUCCUGGGGGCCACCACAUAAAGCAGGCAACUCCCGAAUCUCAGGCUACAUUGUUGAAAAAUGCAAAAAGGGCAGCAACACUUGGACCCCUGUCAGUAACCUGCCCAUCACAGACAAAAAGUACACAGUGACUGAUCUGAAGGAGGGUCUGCAGUAUGAAUUCCGAGUGGCUGCUAUAAAUGCUGCAGGGGCAGGUGAAGCCAGUGUACCAUCAGAAGCCGUUUUUGCUCGGGAACCCAUGAAACCUCCAGGUCCAGUGAGGGAGCUCAAAGUGGUCAGUACUGAUUAUACCAGCAUUUCUUUGUCAUGGAAGAAACCAGAAUCAGAGGAAGAAAGUCAUGCAAAGGGGUAUAUUAUAGAAAUGCGACACUCUGACAUUCUAAAAUGGACCCAAUGCAACGCUCUCCCAAUAACAACGACUAGUUAUACUGUGAGAAAGCUAAAACCCAAGGAAAUGUAUUUCCUGCGUGUGAAAGCUGUCAAUGAUGGAGGUUCUAGUGACCCUGUUGAGCUAGACACUUACAUCCAAGCUGUACCUCCCUCUGUCUACCCUAAGCUCUUAAUAAAUGACACUAUGAAAAGCUUCAUGAUUGUCAAAGCUGGGGAUACCAUUCGUGUGCGUGUACCUUUUGAGGCUUCUCCAACUCCUGAAGUAAUUUGGCUGAGGGAUGGGCUUUCUCUGCCCUACAAAGCCACAAUUGCUACCAGAGAAGGCCUGACCCAAGUCAUAAUACCAGGAGCAGAAUAUUCGGACAGUGGCCUUUAUACCAUCACCCUCCAAACUGAGAGUGGGAAGAAAGAGACUUUCAGCUUUCUAGUCCAAGUCAUAGAUAUCCCAGAAUCCCCUGGUCCUAUUCAGCUUGUUGAGAAGGUCCCUGAUACAGUGACUCUGAUUUGGGAGCAUUCACCAACAGAGAAAAGAGGACACAACCUCUAUUACAUGGUCAUGAAACGUGAUACCAGCAAGGGAUCGUGGGAACUGGUAUCUGAUCUGAUUUAUACAAACAAGUGCACUGUUUCCAAUUUUAUCCCAGGGCGAGAAUAUUACUUCAGAGUUCUGGCAAAAAACUUCAUGGGAAUCAGUGACCCUUCCGAAACAGUACAGCCUUGGAGCGUUAACAAAGCAAAGGGUAAAUUUGAAGUCAGGCUUCCAAGAUACAAGGGGGUCAACCAAAGCCAGCCUCCACGAUUUCUUGUCCAACUGAAACCGCACAUUGUGACUUUAGGAUUUGAUUGUCACAUGAGCUGUGCAGUGACUGGAUAUCCAGUACCACAAGUAACUUGGUACAAGGAUGGCAAGAACCUCUCCCAGGAUCCUUCCUUUGUCACCAAGAAUGAUUUCGGGGUCUGCUCCCUUGUGAUCCCAGGAGUCACCCCAUCUGAUGAAGGAGAAUUCAAAGUGGUUGCCAGCAAUGCUCUAGGUCAAGCAGUCAGCAGAGCCACCGUCACUAUAAAAGCAUCUGCUCUUUAAUAUGGAUUCCUCUGUGCCAGAUUUGCAUGGCCAGCUGUAUGAUAAUGCUUCCUACUGGACCCACGUGGUAACUGAAAGAUGCAUAUUCAUUGUGGAAAAACAUCCUUAAGACUCUACUUGGUGCUGUGAGUGUGAUCAAAGUAGCCCCACCUUUUUUUACAAUUGUUAGUAAAAGGGAAGCCUUUAAAAGAAAAAAAAACAAUGCAUGCAUUUCUACUCAAUGGGCCAUUCAAGAACUGAAUGCUGGUCUCAUCUCACAUGGGGAGAUGGAGGUCGUGAUGGUGAAGAUGAUUUUGCAGUAUGGAAGAAUGGUUGAUGCAUAUGCACAGGACUGCAGUAUAUGUUUAAACAGAAAGGUGCUGUGUGAAAAGAAACCUGAAGCUGACCUAGCACAAUUUGGAUGUGAAAAGUUUUGCCCCUUCCCAUAUAAGUUAUCUUGGGCUGUUCAAUUUAUAUGUGUACUGGGGUGCAGACUAAGUGAUUUUGAUCUUGAAUACCAUCUUACAGAAGUUGUCUCAAGCUUUGGUUGGGUCAUACCUUACCCCAUGAUUUGAUGCAAAGUCACAGCAACCUUGUAAAGGAGGCUUGCGCCUUGACAUUUGGAUGGAAGGCCUUCUGGGAUACCUUGAAUGCCACAAAAGGGAUGCCUUGAAUGCCACAAAAGGUGAUGAAAAUGUAAUAAUUAAUCUCGCUUAAAUGAAAUAUUGAUUUAACAACAAAUCUUUGAGAGAAUAUUACCUAUGCUAUAUGUGCAGCAUUGGGGGCAAAUUCUUAACUGAGACUAAUUUUAUAACAGAAGUGAAAUUUUAAAGGAAGGGUGGGCUUUUCUGAUUUUUAAGCAUUUAUCUUUGCACUUACUGAACAGGGCACUACAUCCUAAUGACUUCUAAAAUGAGGUUCAUCUUCAAGACAAAUUAUAGGCUGUAUGUAUUUUCUAUGGAUGCCUGCCAAAAAAGAUGGCUGUGUUCUUUUUAAAAAAUAUUUGGUUUAAAAUCUCUUUAAAUAGGAUGAACGUAUGAGACAGACCCUACUUAAGAGUUCUGCAGGUCUCAGGAUGUCCUAACUACACCAGCAUCUGGAAAGCAAGGGACUGAACCUGGAACCUUGCCUGAUACAUGUGUUCUGCCUAUGAGCUAUAGCCCCCCCUCCUGUCUGCGCCCCUAAAUUCUUGCCAGUCUUCCAGGCAUGGUUGUGGUGGUUUUAAUGGAUUUAAUCUCAGAUAGGACAGUCGAGUGAAGUCACACUGCAUGAGUGAUGGGUAACCCAAAAAUAUGUAUGAUAUGAUGAGAAUCCAUGGGCACCACUGUAGAACUUCAGAGAUGAAUGAGCUGCUAAACAGUAGGAUUGGAUCAUGGAGAAAAGAGGGGGAAUUCAUUAAGGUCUCAGAAUCUUGCUCACUGGCUUGCAAGACACUGUUGUUUCCAAAGGAUUUCUUUUGUGCUUCAGCAACUCAAGAUAUUACAUGGUAAGAGACUAGCAGCACAAGAAGGCUUUAACUGGAGAUACAAAAGACUGAACUUGGGACAGACAAAAUAUGCACCGUAUAUCACAGAUCUAUGGUCUCACUUAGAGAGGCUUUGUGCGUGCACAUCAAUGCUUCUUCGCAAUUCGCUAUGCCUCUUCAGGUUUUCAUGAGGCAACCAGGUUGAGGCAUUUCAGCAACUAAUGUUCACCAGCAGAACAAUAAAAUGGAGUCCACAGAACUUAUAUUUAGAUGAGUUAAUGUUACAGAUCCUCAUGUUUCAGAUUGCAUGGCAAAUAACUACCUGAGGUGAAUCCCCAAGUUUUCCACUAGAGGGACUUUUCCUACAAAGCAAUAGAUAACAGUUCUUUGCCAAGGCCAGACGCUGCAGUGGUGAUGAAGCCUCUGAGGUCUUGAUUUUGUAUCUGUCAUGUAAAAAGCUGAUGAAGCAGGGAAGUGGUUGCUUCCUGCUAUUUAUUUAUUUUUUAUGAGAAAAAGGAGUAAAGUGCAUAAAUAAAUUAAAAGCUUUCAUCAAAAGCAUUAUACACACAAAUCCAGACAUAGAACUGCUCUCUGGUAAAUCUGAGAGAGUUGAAACAUCCAUGUUCAGUUUUUGUAUUACUGGUGAAACAUCCAAAUGGUUUUUUGUAUUACAUCAUUGGGAAUGCCAAAACUGACUUCAAUAAAUUUGCUGUGAAAAAAAAA
Sphaerodactylus townsendi is the source of this 9591-nucleotide messenger RNA. It is a transcript of the gene IGFN1, whose product is annotated as immunoglobulin like and fibronectin type III domain containing 1. Lineage: Eukaryota; Metazoa; Chordata; Lepidosauria; Squamata; Sphaerodactylidae. The transcript has 24 exons. Gene Ontology annotation, molecular function: protein binding. Bases 195 to 7424 code for a protein of 2409 amino acids. The record is from RefSeq and is a predicted model, not a curated record.